AUCAUGAUAGAAAAAUAGACGAGAGUACGAGGAUCGAGUAAUGGUGCAUACAGCACUGAUGAAGGCAUCGCUCGGAGCGCGCUGGCGUUCGACGGAGUCUGCAAUAAACAAACUCCAAGUGAUCUCCAGGUAAAAAAGCGUAUACGUCCGACUCUCUCUCGCUGCAACUACGAUCGCGAGGAGUCGCGCUGUCAACAGUCGAGCGGCAUCAGAGGGUGAGCUAGAAUCGUGCGAACAUCGCGGAAACAGCCGUCGAAGGAACGCCGCGGAGAUGGGCAGCACGGACAAGGCCGUGAUCACGGGGUUCAUAUGCAGACUCUGCAGUAAGAUGAACCGCUUCGUGAUCCACAUCUACGGGGAAGAGGGCGAGAGAAUGAAACUCGCCGAGAAGAUAAACACCUAUCUGCCGAUUACGGUAAACAUGAACGAUCCGCUACCAAAGACUGCAUGUUUACAUUGCAUCGAACGAUUAGAGGCGCAUCAUGAGUUAAUGGAACAAAUCAUGUACACCAGGCGGAGAUUAAACACCGAUAAUAAGGCGACCGCAGUAGCAUCCUCUUCCGCGACAACCGUAGACACAGCUCCAACAUCUAGCCCACCUCCUUGUUGACAUGUGCAAUGGAACAUAGUAUAUCCUUUCGCUCAAAGCGCCAUUCACCAAGCUCGAAUGAUUCCCAUAUAAUUUUUCAUUUCAUUUUAACUGAUUAUAAGUGAAACGUGUAAAGGAAAGGACAGAGGUUGGAGUAAAAUGUAACAUUACAUUUUUCUACAUAAACACGGUAUUUUCACGUUACAUUACUCGUUUCAAACAAGUAUUCAUUAACGGUAUUAAAGGAAAUUAUUCAAUGCCAAUGUCCACUACUAUUUUCUGAGGGAACAAAAUAUCUCAAAAAUAUAGAAAAUAAUCAAACGA
Molecule: messenger RNA, 913 nt
Organism: Trachymyrmex septentrionalis
Lineage: Eukaryota; Metazoa; Arthropoda; Insecta; Hymenoptera; Formicidae
Exons: 2
Coding region: 272-610 (112 amino acids)
Cellular component (GO): nucleus
Molecular function (GO): zinc ion binding
Source: RefSeq, a predicted model, not a curated record